Acanthisitta chloris (rifleman) is the source of this 4173-nucleotide messenger RNA. It is a transcript of the gene UACA, whose product is annotated as uveal autoantigen with coiled-coil domains and ankyrin repeats. NCBI's taxonomy places the organism in Eukaryota, Metazoa, Chordata, Aves, Passeriformes, Acanthisittidae. Gene Ontology annotation, molecular function: actin binding. The record is from RefSeq and is a predicted model, not a curated record. The transcript is spliced from 19 exons. Bases 1 to 4173 code for a protein of 1390 amino acids.
AUGAUUUGUUGGUUCUCUUGUGCAGCUAAAGACACACUGAACCCGGACUGGAACAAGUAUGAUGACAGGUUAAUGAAAGCAGCUGAAAGGGGAGAUGUGGAGAAGGUUUCGUCCAUCCUGGCCAAAAAAGGAGUCAGUCCCACGAAACUGGAUGUGGAAGGGAGAUCUGCAUUCCAUGUUGUAGCAUCAAAAGGAAACCUGGACUGCCUGAACACCAUCCUGGUUCAUGGGGUUGAUAUCACAGCCACUGAUGCUGCAGGUCGAAAUGCUUUGCACCUAGCUGCAAAGUACGGACAUGCUUUGUGUUUGCAGAAGCUCUUGCAGUACAAUUGUCCAACGGAGAAUGUGGAUCUUCAGGGCAGAACUGCUCUUCAUGAUGCAGCCAUGUCAGACUGCUCCUCCAGCAUUCAGCUGCUCUGUGACCAUGGGGCCUCCGUCAAUUCCAAGGAUGGAGACGGGAGGACACCACUGGUGCUGGCCACUCAGAUGUGUCGUCCCACGGUCUGUCAGCUGCUCAUAGACAGAGGAGCAGACCUUAAUGCCAGGGACAAGCAGAACAGGACUGCCCUAAUGUUAGGCUGUGAAUAUGGCUGCAAGGAUGCCGUGGAAGUGUUGCUCAGGAAUGGUGCAGAUGUUAGUUUGACUGAUGGCCUUGGGCAUGACUGUGCUUACUAUGCCAGAAUUGGGGACAAUAUUGACAUUUUGGCUUUAAUAAAAGCUGCCGUUGAGGACUCCAGCAAAGGAAGAGACAGCAUGAAGAGAGGGCAGGCAGAGCAAAAGCUCAGCAAUAUGUCCCAGAAGUGGAGCCAUGGGUAUGUGCAGGAGGAGGUGAAUGUCAAGCUGUAUCAGAAGGAACAUAAUGCUCAGGACGUGGAGUUCGAAAAUCAAGACUUGAAAGACAGAGUGAGGGGCAUGCAGGAGGAGCAAAGGAUGCUGCUGGACAGGAUCAGUGAGCUGCAGCUACAGCUCAAUGAGGAGCAAAUGUUUGCAGAUGACCUUGAGAAUGAGAAGGAUGAGUUGAGGAAAAUCCUGGGUACCAAGGACAAGCAGCAGGAGGAAAACUUAAGGACUAUUGAGGCUCUCAAAGCUAAACUCAAGUAUUAUGAAGGUGACUCCGUGGGCUCUGCAAGUAGCUUUGCUAACAGAAAAGAAGAUUUAUUACUUAAACAAGGCCAAGGAUUUGCUGUGGAAUCACAGUCCAGGUCUAUGCUGAGGCCCCUGGAGCUCUCCCUGCCCAACCAGUCACCCAGCUUAGAGAAGGAGGCUUUAAAGAAAGAACUUGAUAACAUGAGGAGCUGCUUUGGUGCAGCCAAAGAAGAAAUCAGCAAGUUGCAGAGAGAACUCUCUCUCAAGGCAUCAGAAUGCAAAGCUUUGGCGUCAGAGUGCGAGAGAACCAAGGCAGAAUCUGAUGGACAGAUCAAACAGCUGGAAGAUGCUUUGAAAGACGUCCAGAAAAGGAUGUUUGACUCUGAAGGCAAAGUGAAGCAAAUGCAGACUCACUUCCUUGCUCUGAAAGAUCACUUGACGAAUGAAGUGGCUGCAGGGAGCACUAAGGCCACAGAGGAGCUGAAGGAGCAGCUGAAGGAGAUGAAAACCAAGUACGAAGGAGCCUCUGCUGAAGUGGGAAAGCUGAGGAACCACAUCAAGCAGAAUGAAUUGUUGGUGGCAGAGUUCAAGAGGGAUGAGGGAAGGCUAGUGGAGGAAAACAAAAGGUUGCAGAAGGAGCUUGUUAAGUUGGAGAUGGAGAGAGAUAAAAGGGGAAGGAACGUGAUGGAGCUGGAGGGGCAGCUCAGGGAGACAGCAGCCAAGCUAGCCCAGGCUGUCACUGCUGAGAGGUUUGAGAACAUGAAGAGUUUGCUGUCAAACGAGGUGAAUGACAAAGCCAGGAGGUUAGCAGAGCUGGAAGGAGAGCAUGAAAAGCUGCAGGCAGAGAUUGUGCUUUUAAAGAGGGAAUCUGAGAGACAGAAAGCAGAACUGGCUCAGCACGUCAGGCCAGAGGAGCAUGAGCAGAUGAGGAGUGGGUUUGAGCAGAAGAAUGAGCAACUUGGGAAAGCAAUUUCUGAGGUGUCACAGAGGAAUGAGGCUCUGCAGAAGGAACUGGAAAGAUUGCAGGCUGACAACAGGGUGCUGAGGCAGCAAGUCCAGAUAUUAAAGACUGAAAUGAAAAGCCAGAAUGUGCCUUUAAAAAUUCAUGAGGAACUAAAGAAAACAAAUGAUUUGGCUGUGGGUGACCUGACCAAAAAGCUGUUUGAAAUAACAAAGAAGUACAAUGAAAGCAAAGCAGAAGCUGAGAAGCUGCUGGCAGAGAAGAAAAACUUAAGUGAGAGUAUUGGCCACUUCCAAGCUGUGUACCUGUCUCCAGAGCAGCACAAAAAGGAAGUGGAAGCUUUAAAAUCCUGUGGGAUUGAGCUGGAAAAGCAACUGGCUGAGCUGCAGAAGAAAUAUGAUGAUGAGCAAGCAAAAGUGUGCAAACUAGUGUCUGAAAACACAGGCAUGAGGGAGAGCCUGAGGGAUCAGUAUGUCCUGGCCACCACUCACGAGGAGGUCAAAACAGAACUCAACAACACACUGGAAAAGACCAAUGGGGAACUGUCAGACCUGAAGGGGAAAAUCGGAGAGAUAAAGCAAGAAUUCCUGAGGGUAAACGAAGAAAAUGGUGCUCUGAAAAACAAGGUGAAGCUUUUACAGAAUCAAUUGAAAACAGAGUAUAUAAGUUUAAAGGAUCAUGAAAGUACAGUGACUGCUCUAAACCAAAGUGUACAGGAGCUGCAGGAGAGCAAUGCUGCCAUCAGGGCUGAGUGUCAGAGGGGGCAAGAGGAUAUCUCACAGCUGCACUCAGAAAUUGAGGCCCAGAAGAAGGAACUGGACACCAUUCAAGAGUGCAUAAAGUCAAAAUAUGCCCCAGUUGCCUCCUUUGCAGACAGAGAACAGAGCUUUGAGGCCACGGUGAGAGAGUUAAGAGCACAGUUGGAGGAACAGGAGCAGAAGUGCAGAGAAAGUGAGGAGGAAGCCAAGAGGUACAAAGAGGAGAAUGAAAAGCUCAGGGAUGGUGUUUUGUCCAUCCAGAAUGACUUGAAGCAGAACUACAUCCUGGCUGAGAAGUCCCAUGAGAUGGAGAAGAUGUUUGCAGGCAGAAUGCAGGAGCUGAACCAGCAGCUGAGAGAGUUGCUGAGGAAAUACACGGGUGAGGAGGAAGGUGAGCUGCAGGAGGGUGCCAAGCAGCCUGUGGCUCUGCAGGCUCAGCACCUCUCAGUAGAGCAGGUGGAGGCCUUGAAGAAGGCUCUUGGUCACACUGUAGAAGACCUGAAGGAAGCUCUCAGGACAAAGAAGGAAUGUCAUGACAAAGAGACACUGAGAGCAGGAGAGCUGCAGCAGGAGCUGUCAGCUCUGAAGGAGUCCUCUGUACCUCUGGGAGAAUACACACAGAUGAAGAAGAUGCUGGAGCAGGAAAUCACAGCAGUCAAAACCAGCCUGAAAGAGAAGGAGGAAGAAAACCAGGUAAAGAAGGAGGAGUUGUUGCAGCUGCAGUCUGAGCUACAGCUCACCCAGCAGUCACUGGCAGAGCUGGAGAGCAAGGAGGUGAUUGACAUGGCACAAUACAACUCCAUGAAGAGUUCCCUGGAGGCCCAGAUCAACAGCAUAGCUGAGAAUUUGGCCAACAUGAAUAAGAAGUAUGAGGAAGCCUGUGAGGAGGCUCUGCAGGCCAAGAGGAGUGAGCUGUCCCUCAAGGAUGAGAAGGAGCUGCUCCAGCUGAGAAGCUGCAGCAUCGAGCAGGAAAUCAAGGACCAGAAAGAAAGGUGUGACAAGUCCCUGACAACCAUUAUUGACCUGCAGAAGAGGAUCCAGGAGUCUGCAAAGCAGGUGGAAGCCAAGGAUAACAAGAUAACAGAGCUGCUGAACGACGUGGAGAGGUUAAAACAAGCUCUCAAUGGCUUGUCCCAGCUGACCUACACCACUGGCAUCCCCUCCAAGAGGCAGAACCAGCAGGUUGAAAUGCUCCAGACCCAAGUGAAAACACUACAGCAGCAGCUGGCUGAUGCCAAGAGGCAGCACCAGGAGGUGGUUUCGGUCUAUCGCACACAUCUGCUCAGUGCUGUGCAGGGUCACAUGGAUGAAGAUGUCCAGGCUGCUCUGCUCCAGAUCAUCCAGAUGAGGCAGGGCCUGGUGUGCUGA